This is a messenger RNA of Staurois parvus, 337 nucleotides long. Lineage: Eukaryota; Metazoa; Chordata; Amphibia; Anura; Ranidae. The record is from the annotation of a GenBank genome assembly.
AUGUAUGUGAAAUGGUUUGAUACAGGAAUGUUUUACUAUGUAAUAAUCAUUUUAAAAAAAAAUUUAAUUUUUAAAAAAUUUCAAAUUUGCCGCCGGUUCUGGCCCCCGUACGUCCCGACGUCACAGGGACCGGAACACGGAAGCCGGAUGUCGGCAUCGGCCGGAGGAGAUGGCCGGGGACGCUGCAGGGGACACAUUGCGGGAGCGAAGGACAAGGUAAGUGCUGCAGGGAAUCCAUGAGCAACGCCGCAUGGUAUUCCCGAGUGUAGCUCGGGGUAAAGUUUCAGCACCACAAGCGGUAACCCCCCCGAGCUACACUCGGGAAUACACUGCAGCG